AUGGACGAUCCUUGGCUAGUUAGGGAAGACUUUAAUGUUAUUACACAUGAUGGAGAGCGCACUGGUCAUAAUACUCGUGAUCGUGGCACUACUGCUUUCUCUAAUAUGAUGUUAGACUAUGGUUUAGAGGAUGCGGUGAGACACUUGAAUCGGACUUUAUCUGAUCACUCUCCUUUACUGCUUCAGUGGGUUUCUGAUGAUGAUUUGGGGCCUAGACCGUUCAGAUUCCUCAAUGUUUGGACCAAGCAUCAUGAUUUUUUAGCCUUUGUCUCCCAGAAGUGGUCGCUCCCUACUCAUCUUACAAGGAUGAUCGCUCUUUGGGAGAAGUUCUUCAAGCUAAAACAGGGUUUACGCUGGUGGAACCGACAUGUAUUUGGAGAUAUUUUUCAGGGGGUGUGUGAUGCUGAGGUUGGGAUUGAUGAGGCUAAGAUAAAAUAUGAUAGAGUUCCCACACUGGAGCACCGCAACUUACUACAUCAUGCCCAGGCAGUUUUAAAUCAGACCUUAUCUAUUGAGGAGGGCUUUUGGAAGCAAAAGGCCAGUUCACAUUGGGUAUGUGAGGGUGAUCACAAUACUCGAUAUUUUCAAGCGAUGGUUCAGGGGCGCAGGAUCAAAUCGCAUAUUAGGUCUAUCAGGACACAGGCGGGGAGAGUUUUAUCUACUCCAACUGAUAUUCAGACUUCGGCUAUUGCAUUCUACCAGGAUCUCUUAUCUGCUCCUCCACAGCCCUUGGAUCACAUCCGUUCUGAUGUAAUUCCCAGGCUCUUGAUGGUGGAAGAUAAUUUGGCACUAAACCGUCCCCUUGAUGCAUGA
This is a messenger RNA of Olea europaea var. sylvestris, 813 nucleotides long. RefSeq lists its product as uncharacterized. The record is from RefSeq and is a predicted model, not a curated record. The transcript has 2 exons. The coding region runs from base 1 to 813 and encodes 270 amino acids. NCBI's taxonomy places the organism in Eukaryota, Viridiplantae, Streptophyta, Magnoliopsida, Lamiales, Oleaceae.